Messenger RNA from Menidia menidia (Atlantic silverside), 2847 nucleotides. NCBI's taxonomy places the organism in Eukaryota, Metazoa, Chordata, Actinopteri, Atheriniformes, Atherinopsidae. The record is from the annotation of a GenBank genome assembly.
GAGCAGGCUGAACCACGUGCAUACAUUAGAUUUUUUGUUACUUGAAUCAGUUCAACCAGUUCCUCGUGUUUCGUUGAAACACAUCAGAAAUAACCAUGGUCAAGCUAGCCAAGGCAGCAAAUCAACAAGCCCUCAAGAAAAAAGCUCCACCCCCCAAGAAGGUGGAAGAGGAAUCCAGUGAUGAGGACAGCAGUGAAGAGGAAGAAGUGAUCCCUCCGCCAAAAGUUGCAAAGAAGGCAACUCCAGCUAAAGCCACCCCAGUUGUAAAGAACGGUACUGCUGCCAAAAAAGCCGAAAGUAGUGAUGAGGAUGAUGAAGAAGAUGAUGAAGAGUCAUCUGAGGAGGAAGCCCCUCCACCCAAGAAGACACCUGCGAAAGCAACGCCUGCAAAAGCAACACCUGCAAAGAAGGCCGCUAAGCCCACACCAGCUAAGGCUGCCCCAGCAAAGGCAGAGUCCUCAAAUGAUGAUGAUGAGUCAGAAGAGGAGGCCCCACCCCCUAAGAAGGCUACUCCAGCUAAACCUGCUAAAGCAGCAGCCAAGCCAGCAGCUAAACCACAGCCUGCUGAAGAGUCCUCUGAUGAGGAAGAGGAGUCUGAAGAAGAAGCCCCACCCCCCAAAAAGGCUACUCCAGCCAAACCGGCCAAAGCAGCCAAGCCAGCAGUUAAAGCCCAGCCUGCAGAAGAGUCCUCUGACGAAGAUGACGAUGAGGAGGAUGACUCUGAAGAAGAGAUGGACACAACUCCUGCUCCUGCAGCAACAAAGGCCAAGAAAGCAGGCAUGGUAAAAGCUAAAGAAGAGUCGGAAGAGGAGGAUGACGACGAGGAGGAGGAGGAUGAUGAUGAUGAAGAGGAUGAGGAGGAAGAAGAGGCCCCAGCGAAACCUGCAAAAAGGAAGGCCGAGAGCAAAAAGGAGACACCUCCUGCUAAGAAAGCAAAACCAGACGGGGAAGGGUUCUGUUUAUUUGUGGGAAACUUGAACGCCAAUAAAGACUUUGACGAGAUCAAAGCUUCUUUGAAGAAAUUCUUCUCCAAAAACAGCCUAGAAAUCGUUGAUGUCCGGCUAGGGGGAUCAAAGAAAUUCGGCUAUGUUGACUUUGCUUCUGAAGAGGACAUGAACAAAGCGAUGGAACUGAAUGGCAAGAAGGUCAUGGGUCAGGAGCUGAAGCUGGACAAGGCCCGCAGCAAAGAGAGCUCCCAAGAUGGCAAGAAAGAGAGAGACACGCGGACUCUUUUUGUGAAAAAUCUCCCCUUCUCCGCAACGGUUGAUGACCUGAGGGAACUGUUUGAAGACGCAGUGGACGUGCGGCUACCCCAGGGCCAGAACGGCUCGAACAGAGGCAUCGCCUACAUUGAGUUCAAGACUGAGGCGGAAGCAGAGAAGAUGUUGGAGGAGGCUCAGGGUGCUGACAUCCAGGGAAGAUCCAUCAUGGUCGACUAUGUUGGAGAAAAGAGCCAGAAGGGAGCCAGGAUGUCAGGAGCAGGCUCCACCAACAAAACCCUGGUGGUGAACAAUCUGGCCUUCAGUGCUACAGAGGAAGUGCUGCAGUCCACAUUUGAGAAGGCCGUCUCCGUGAGGAUUCCACAGAGAGACGGCAGGCCCAAAGGUUUUGCCUUUAUUGAGUUUGAGAGCAUGGAGGAUGCCAAGGAAGCUCUGGAAAACUUCAACAACACAGAAAUCGAAGGCAGAUCAAUCCGACUGGAGUACAGCCAGAACAGCGGCGCGAGAGACGGGGGCCGGGGGAACUCGGGUCCAACAAAGACCCUCUUUGUCAAAGGCCUCUCCGAGGACACGACGGAUCAGAGCCUGAAGGAGUCCUUCGAGACCGCCGUCGCUGCCCGGAUAGUCACAGACAGAGACACGGGCUCUUCUAAGUGCUUCGGCUUCGUGGACUUUGACAACGAAGACGACUGCAAGGCCGCCAAAGAGGCGAUGGAGGACGGCGAGAUCGACGGCAGCAGGGUGACCCUGGAUUACGCCAAGCCCAAGGGCGAGGGCGGCUUCCGCGGGGGCAGAGGCGGCGGCGGAGGAGGAUUUGGCUUUGGAGGCCGUGGAGGUUUCAGGGGAGGCCGUGGAGGCGGCGGCAGAGGGGGAGGAAGGGGAGGUCCUCGUGGUGGUGGACGCGGCGGCGGAUUCGGUGGCCGUGGAGGUGGAAGAGGGGGAGGAUUUGGAGCGAAACCCCAGGGGAAGAAGAUCAAGUUUGACGACUAAAGUCUUUUAAAUUUUGAAUGGACUCUGGUUUCAUCAAUCUUCAGAGCUUUUGGACAUUCCAGAAAGCAUCAUUGGUAUAUAUAUUUAACUGUAAACAGGCAUUUUUAGCCCUGUAUUUAGACCCCUCGUACCGACUACGCCCCCCCUGUGCCAGAAUGGUACCCUGACCUUCUCAGCUUCAGUGCUAAGUGUGAAAACCGAAUGUCCUGAACGGAAGCCUGCACCUCUCGCCCUCCUCAACUGUCUUUUUUUCCGAAGGAGUAAAAUGGAAUGGGUCUGGCAAGCAAGCGUCCUGUGAAAAAUGUGCUUGCCUUGUCGGAUGCAUUGUGUAAAUGUAAACAGUUUGUAUGAUUUUCAUUUUACCUUUUGUAAAAAAACAAAAUGAAACAAAUGAUUACACUUGUAUCCAUGUUUUAUUUUGUCGUUUAAGUUUCUUUAGAAGUUUUACUGUGCAAAUUCAUAUUUUGGUAGUCCUCUUCGCUUUGGAUGUUUAUAAUGGUUGUCUGAUGGAGCCGAGUUGGUUGGGUCAUUGAUGAAAGACAUGUAACAUAAAAUGUUUGUAGUGCAUCGACUAAAUCUUUCGUUGGUUCCCCCCAUCUCAGAUUUUUCACAUCAUGAAAUAAACCAUUGUACGUGA